AAAUGAAAAGGAUCUUCGGUAUUUUACUGUGGAGUUCUGGAGUAUAGAAGUAGGAUCUUCUGUUGAUUGUGAGGUGAAAACUGCAAAGAAUGGAAUCUAUCCGAUAAUUUACUCAAUAAUUGAGUUCAACUAUUGCCUCGGAGACAUAAACGCCGCAACUAGCGAAGCUCUACGGACAGACGCGAGGUCAGCCAUCUGAAGGGGGACUGGAGCUUUGCACAACUGAUGAAAACUGAAAACUUCAACACAGUUGCUAAUACAAUCUGUGUAAGAGUAUGUGGUUAGCCGGCAUCAUAUGUGUCCUAACAUGUGACAGCCGUUUAGAAGGGUAGAGGCAGGAUACAAGUGUGACCCAUAAACUAUUCGUUCGCAAUGAAUGAUAGAGACGUUCGGUCUUCAGCUGAAAAUUUUGUAACGGUUGUUUCAGUAGGGAAUAAAAAUGAUCAGCCGGAAAGAAUAAUCAAGAAUGCCAAGGAAAAGGAAUUCGUGACAGUUCUGAAGAUCGGUGAAAAUGAUCUAGAAAGCAACUUUGUCACCGAAGAAGUGUUAGUUUAUCGUUUACCGGGCGAACGGCUGGGUUUUGGUCUCAAAUUUGAAGGUGGGACCAAAGCUACAGAAUAUGUCAAAAAACUUUUUAUCCAGUCUUGUGCCCCGGACAGUCCGGCGUCGAAGGUGGUGGGCUCUUGGGGACAUUUAACUGAAGGUGAUGAAGUGUUGGUGAUAGAUUCUCGUCCGGUGACUUCAAUGACCCGUAUGGAUUGUGUCAAGUGUUUGAAAGAUUCUAGUGUCGUUAUAAAACUACUUGUGCGCCACCAGAAGGACAAUACGAAAGCGACAUUGGAUGAAGGUUUGCCCCUAGUUAUACGCGCAGAGAAAAAGAAACCACCUGCGCUACCACCAACUCCUCCCCCUGUUCCACCCAGAAAAGUACCAAAAAAACAUUUGAGAGCCAAUCAGACGAAGAAUGCAGAAACUGGUAGCAGAGACAACGCGGAUGCCAACAUACCCUUGCAAUCACGCUUAAAGAACUUCGAUACCGGAAAUAACAAAUACAAUAUUGUAAAAACCAAUUCUCCAGAAACCAGGACCAACAGGAAAUUCUCGGAUUGUUGUACGAGUCCUUCCGAUGCUGAAUACUACGUUGAUUUAUUUUCUCAGGACUCUGUGCACAGUUUGAGUGAAUCUGACGAUACUGCGAGCACAAUAUCAACUGUUGUUGAUAGAAACUCUAAUAGUCUUCCUUCAACUCCAAAAUCUAUUCAAAAACAUCUCGAUAUUGCAAAUUUCCCGGAUGAUGAAACAGUGUUCAACCUGAAUUCGAGUAGUACAAAGUCAAAUGAGAAAUUCCAAUUCUCAAAAUUACCUGAACAACACCAAUGUACCAAAGUCGAUGAUAUUGACUUCAGGGAUGCUAAAACCGAUUACGAUAUAAACAACGACGAUGUAGAUAUUACAGACAUAGAAGAUUUAACUCAAAAAUUAAAUUUUCCAGACUCUAUUGGAGAUUUGAAUCGAGAGUUGGUAUUUCAAACGCACGACGAAAACAUGAACAUUUUCAGUUUACCAAGAUUAGUCGACUUCGUUCCAAAAAGUUUCAGUGAUAAAGAUCAUAAGAAAAUAAUGAAUUUAUUUCUUUCUUGUGAACGAGGCGAACAUUUAAAUUUCAAAUUCACAGUACCGGAUGAAGCCUCAAAAAGGGGCUCCUUCAAUGACGACAUAGACCUUUUUCCAAAAUGGAGCAUAUCUCCCCAACUGGACACUAUUGGAGAAGUGGAAGAGGAAUCUAUUAGCAACGAAAAUUUAUCCAAUAGACUCAAAACUUCUACAUCCACGUUAAAUGUCCAUUGUGAAAGAGAGGACAACAACGAAAAAGAGGAAGAGAAUGAUGAAGACGUGAAAAUUGAAAACCAAAUAAUGGAACCUCCUCCCAGUGACCCAAGACAGCCACCCGAUGGACACGAGUUUCCAGAUUUCGAAGAGAGCUUCCAAAAUAGAACGAAUGAUACCCUGCUCGAAAGAUUUAAAUCGAGGACCUCCCAAACGAAUGAAUUCCUCACUGGACCAGUUCAAGAAACAUCGUUUGGUGCGAAUAUACCUGAUACGUCUACCUUGAAUAAGAUGACGAGUAUAUCGAAUAUGGACUUGAGUUCCAGGGAAAGGGAUCAGAGUGAAAAUAUAUCAGAGAAUGACGAAAGCAGGACAUCCUCCAGUUUCACCCCUUACAUGAGAUCUCAAAGUCUUUGUGAUAUAUCAAUGAAUAGUAGUAGUAGACAGAACGAUCCUCUGCAGAAUUUGGUCGAGCAACGUAGAAGAACUCUGUCCAAGUUGAAAGGCUUGGUUAUACCAGAUUCUAUCUCAGAGGAUGAUUUUUCCUCCACCAUCAACUUGCCAGAAAUUAAAAGUAAUACCCCCAUUGAAAAAUUCAAUUCUCUGAACUCUUCGAUAGUUUCCAAUAAAAUAACUAAAGACACGAGUAUCAACAAUACAGCCUUACCACCGAUUCCACCGGCUUGGGCGGCGACAGUAAACUUCCCCAAAUAUUCGCCAGCUUUCAAGCGAAAAGAUUUGAAGCUUCAUUCGUCAAACAGGAAGCCAGAACUCGAAAAUAGCGAUUCGAAAAUAUCGAUGGACGUGAAAAACGUUCAAGCUGAGGAUUUCAACGAUUACUACCAGAAAACUCGUAAGAAAUCAGUUGAUGGUUCAAAGGCAAGAUCUGAAAAUAGUUUGGACUUCGUGCCUAGAGAUAUAAAGCCUAAACUUAGAAGACCAUUCGGAUCGUUCACAAUGGAAAAUGAUUCGACAAGCAAUUUGCGCCAAAGGGACUUAAACACUGACGAAGAAAGUGACAAUGAUUCUGCAGUGAGUUCUAGUCAAUCUAGUUUUGUAUCAAGACCAACGGCGUCUCCCUCACCUACAACAUCAGUUGAAAAUUUUGACUAUACGUUAAAAAGUGUGUAUUCGGCAUAUACUCCUCCAGAAUUUCGACAUAUCAAAUCUUCAACUGUAGAAGCUUUGAACAGAAAAAAUAUAUUAGCUUCUUCUAAAUGCAGUAGCGGAAAGGAUUACAAAAUAGGUUCUCCUAUUGUGAACAGGAAACUACCAGAGAGCAAUGAUGAAACUGAUAAUGUAAAACCGAUAACAAAAUCACCCAAUGAAAAUAAGGAUCCUAUUGACGAAACAAUUAAACCUCUGGUCAAAACAUCAGAAGCUACAAAAUCAGCUUCAGUGGACACUCCUUCUGAGAAAGUUCCUACUGCGGCACCAAGGGAAAUGGUUCCACCCCCGAAGACAAACUUGAAGUUCUUGGAUCUCAAAACCACUUCCAGAGCCAGUUCAACACCGAGCGGAAAGAAUUCGAUAUUUCUGAAUGUUCUGAAACCGGUCCCUUCAGUGAUGAAAAGAGAAGAGAGGUUAUCAAAAUUCAGAAGUACGAAAAGCUUGAGCGUCACUGAUCUCCGGAAAAACUUCGAAGAAAUUGCUAAAAAUGUUUCCCCAGCACCUACAUUUGCUAGUAAGAAGUUGAGCUACUGUCCCAAAACGCCGAAACUUGUCCAUUCACCAUCGGAUGAAGACUAUACUAAGGUUAAUGCAAAGGAUUCAGUUCAGAGGAAUAUUCUUUCCGAACAUGAUUAUCCAAAUCAAGGGCUAUCUGAUGGACUUGAAUCACCCAGUGAAAUUAAGGAAAUUAGUUCGAAAUCUCGCAAAGUAAUUCUGAAACCAGCUGUCAUGGGGGAGAGCCUUGGUAUAAUUAUAACUGGUGGAACUGAAGAAAAUAAGGACAUCAUUGUUCAUAGAAUAAGAUAUGGAAGUGCUGCCUACCAAGAUGGAACUCUAAUAAAGGGCGAUCAUAUUUUAUCCAUUAAUGGAAUUGCCACAAAAGGACUCAGUUAUAUUGAGGCUCUUCAAUUGUUAAAGGUCCCUGUUGAAACCUACGUUAUAGAAAUCGCUCAGAAGGAUGAAGUACCCAAAGACGUGAAAAUAUCGAAGAGGAGAUCUAUUUCCCUGGACAGAACAUUGGACACAGAAAACACUGAUUCGCUCAGCAUCGUCCCAACAAGGAUGCCUAAUCAUGAGAUAAUAUUGCAGAAGGAUCAGAACGGUUUGGGAUUCAGUGUAGAAGGAGGAAAAGAUUCACCACAUGGAGAUAUGCCAAUAACUGUGAAGAAAAUUUUUCAAGGCGGGGUUGCAGACAAGGAUGGUAGGCUAAAAGUUGGUGAUCAAAUUUUAGCAAUCAACGAUACAGACAUUACUAACUUAACUCGUAUACAGGCGUGGACUCUAAUGAAGAAAGUUGAUAUUGGAAAGACAAAACUCAUGAUAUAUCGACAAUGAUAUUUCAUGUUGCCAUUUAUCCAUAUAUGUAUAUGUUAUUGUGCCCUAUGUUGAUGUUGUUUUGUUAUGAAUUAUUAACUUAUUGACAAUACAGAAUGUUAGAGGCAUUUUGGAGAAUAUUCAUCAUAAUUUCCAUGUUUAUCACAUAAACGA
Messenger RNA from Coccinella septempunctata (seven-spotted ladybird), 4485 nucleotides. RefSeq lists its product as uncharacterized. The record is from RefSeq and is a predicted model, not a curated record. The transcript is spliced from 10 exons. The coding region runs from base 373 to 4332 and encodes 1319 amino acids. Gene Ontology annotation, molecular function: protein binding. Lineage: Eukaryota; Metazoa; Arthropoda; Insecta; Coleoptera; Coccinellidae.